This is a messenger RNA of Diabrotica virgifera virgifera (western corn rootworm), 1068 nucleotides long. RefSeq lists its product as uncharacterized. The record is from RefSeq and is a predicted model, not a curated record. Lineage: Eukaryota; Metazoa; Arthropoda; Insecta; Coleoptera; Chrysomelidae. The transcript has 2 exons. Bases 1 to 1068 code for a protein of 355 amino acids. Gene Ontology annotation, molecular function: zinc ion binding; nucleic acid binding.
AUGGGUGAUAAUAGAGGCAUUACACAGUUGUGUACUACCGGAAAUUUAGCAGAAAACUGGAAAACGUGGAGAGCGAGAUUUGAAAAUUACUUAAUUGCUUCGGAAAUAAAUAAGAAAAGCGAAGAGACACAGUGUGCCCAGCUGCUUCAUUAUAUAGGUGAGGAAGGCUUUAAAAUAUACACCACAUUUGCGUUUGCAGAGGACGAAAAAAAUAAGUUAAAAUGUUUAUUGGAAAAGUUUGAAGUACACUUCCAAGGAAAAGAAAAUAUUGCAUAUGAAAGGUAUAAAUUCUUUACUUACAAACAAGACCCAGAACAACCAACCAAUAAUUUCAUAACCGAGUUGAAGAAAAGUGCAGGUAAAUGCAAAUUGGAAAAGCUUCAAGAUAGUCUUAUUGUAACAAUGAUUAUAUGUGGCAUUAAGAACAAUGAAAUACGAGAAAGACUAUUACAAGAAGAUGGUCUUACAUUGGAGAAAGCAAUCGAACUUUGCCAGGUAAUAGAGUCAUCCAGAGCCAGAAGUGAAAUGAUGAGAGUAGGAGCCUCGAGUAAUGUAAUAGAAGUGGAAGCAGUCAACAAAUCAGGUAGUUGUUACCAAGGUGGUGAGAAGGAGAAGCAUCAGGAGGUGAGUCAGAAUAUACAAAAUUGUAAUAAAUGUGGUCAAAGGUCGCAUCGGAUAAAUAAUUGUCCAGCCUUUGGUAAGGUAUGUAAUUUUUGUAAAUUACCAAAUCAUUUUGCAACAGUAUGUAGAAAGAAAAAAUUUCAAAACAAAAAGGUUAAUGAAAUAAAUACUGUAACUAAAAGUCCAAAGGUAACAAGUAGUUGUAAUGAUUUGUUCGUAGACAAUGUACUAGAAGUUAAUGCAGGGGAAAAUAAUUUCACAAAUACAGCAUGGUUUGCAGAUUUAAAUAUAAAUAAACAUAAAAUUACUUUCAAAAUAGAUUCAGGUGCAAUGGCAAAUGUAUUACCAAUGAGUAUUUUUGAAACUUUAGGAUUUUCUUACAGGGUAAUCAUGAAAACAAAUACAAAACUACAAUCUUACAAUGGAAAUAAUCUUAAUGUGGCUUAA